Molecule: messenger RNA, 3531 nt
Organism: Alternaria atra
Lineage: Eukaryota; Fungi; Ascomycota; Dothideomycetes; Pleosporales; Pleosporaceae
Exons: 3
Coding region: 1-3531 (1176 amino acids)
Biological process (GO): DNA-templated transcription
Cellular component (GO): RNA polymerase I complex; nucleus
Molecular function (GO): ribonucleoside binding; DNA binding; DNA-directed RNA polymerase activity
Source: RefSeq, a predicted model, not a curated record
AUGCUCGCUGCCGCCGUAGACCCCCACAUCAACUCGUUCAACACCAUCUUCACUCCCGGCGGUCAACUAGCCCAGGGCAUACGAGACAUUGGCACCAAGAUCUUCCUCGACGGCGACCCAUACGCAGCACCUGAAGACGCAGGCCAGAGAAAUCGUCUCUCGUUGCGCAUCCAAGAUGUCUUCCUCGACAAGCCAGUCCUGCCGCCGACCAACAAGGUUGCGCUCAAGAACCGAAACAUUUAUCCCGCCGAGGCCCGAGAACGACAUGCUUCCUACCGCGGCAAGAUGCGCGCACGACUCGAGUGGAGGGUCAACAACGGAGAUUGGCAGGAGGACGUCGUUGAUCUCGGCGGUGUACCCGUCAUGCUGAGAUCAAACCGCUGCCAGCUCGAAGGCAUGUCGCCAGCGGCAUUAGUAAAGGCGAAAGAAGAGUCCGACGAGCUAGGUGGCUACUUCAUCGUCAACGGCAUUGAGAAGAUUAUCCGUCUCCUCCAGGUCAAUCGUCGCAACUACCCCAUGGCCAUCAAGCGUGGCGCCUUCACCAAUCGUGGUCCCGGUUACACCCAGUUCGGUAUCCAGCUCAGAUCGAUGCGACCCGACCAAACUUCGCAAACCAAUGCCCUGCACUACCUCAGCGACGGCAACGUAAACUUCCGUUUCUCAUGGCGCAAGGCGGAAUACCUGGUCCCCAUCGUCAUGGUGAUGAAGGCUUUGGUCGAGACCAACGAUCGCGAGAUUUUCGAGGGUCUGGUUGGUGCAGCUGGCUCAGAAGGUCUUGAAGAGAAGCAAUUCGUUACCGACCGAGUAGAGCUGCUACUCCGUACAUACAAGGUCUACGGGUUGCACACAAAAGCCAAGACUCGCGCCUAUCUUGGUGGAAAGUUCAAGGUUGUACUUGGUCUGCCCGCCGACGUCACCGACGAGGAGGCUGGUACUGAAUUCCUUCGCAAGAUCGUUCUACCCCAUCUAGGCUGCGUAAAUGUUACACCGAGCCAGGACGCCGACAAGUUCAGGAUGCUGUUAUUCAUGGCUAGGAAGCUCUACGCUUUGGUCGAAGGCGAUUGCGCUGUCGACAACCCGGAUGCGGUCCAGAACCAGGAAAUCCUACUAGGUGGACAGCUCUACGGCAUGAUCUUGAAGGAGAAGUUGGAGGAGUGGCUAAACAGCUUCCAGCUCGUCCUGAGGGAGUGGUGCAGGAAGACAGAAUACAAGCCCUUCACGUCUCAAGAAUUCACAAAGGAUUGGAACUCUAGGAUUCUUCGACGGACACAAUCUAAUCUCGGUCAAGCUAUGGAGUAUUUCCUCAGUACGGGCAACCUUAUCAGUCCGACAGGUCUCGACUUGCAGCAAACAUCUGGAUACGUCGUGGUUGCCGAGAAAUUGAAUUUCCCUCGAUUCAUCUCACAUUUCCGAAUGGUACAUAGAGGUGCCUUCUUCGCUCAGCUCAAGACAACAACUGUCCGAAAGCUGCUUCCUGAGUCGUGGGGAUUCAUGUGCCCUGUGCAUACUCCUGACGGUAGUCCCUGCGGACUUCUCAACCACUUCGCGCACAAGUGCAAGUUAGCAACUUCCAACCUCGAUGUCUCGGCAAUUCCCAAUCUUGUUGCACAACUGGGUGUAUCGAGCAAAUCAUCCGCCUCUCUAGAAGCGAGUGUGGUCGUGCAACUGGAUGGUCGGGUCCUGGGAUUCUGCUCGCCCAAGCAAGCCAAGGUCAUCGCGGAUACGCUUCGUUACUGGAAGGUCGAAGGCUCGCAUAACGUGCCAUUGGAGAUGGAGAUUGGCUACAUCCCCGGAUCUAACGGAGGUCAGUACCCAGGUGUCUACAUGUUCUCGCAAAGUUCGCGAAUGUACAGACCUGUCAAGUACCUGCCUCUCGGCAAGACAGACUACGUGGGACCGUUCGAACAACCAUACAUGUCGAUUGCAUGCACAGAUGCCGAGAUUGUAUCUGGUGAUUCGACGCAUGUCGAGAUUGAGCCCACGAACAUCUUCAGCAUCAUUGCCAAUCAAACACCCUUCUCGGAUUUCAACCAGUCGCCGCGUAAUAUGUACCAGUGCCAAAUGGGUAAACAAUCGAUGGGUACACCAGGAACUGCUACUGCAUACCGAACCGACAACAAAACCUACCGCCUACAGACCGGCCAAACCCCGAUCGCCCGGCCUCCAUUGCACAACGAGUACGGUAUGGACAACUUCCCGAACGGAAUGAACGCCGUUGUAGCUGUCAUCUCCUACACUGGAUACGACAUGGACGACGCUAUGAUCUUGAACAAGUCAUCACACGAGCGCGGCUUCGGCCACGGAACUGUCUACAAGACAAAGAUCUGCGACCUCGAGGAAGGUAGCCGAAGGAAUCGAUCAAGCAGGACAGUGACCAAGCUGUUCGGCUUUGCUCCUGAGGGUUUAGUCAAGGCCGCAUCCAAGGAAACUCUUGAUGAAGAUGGUCUCCCUCGUAUUGGAACGAUGCUGCGAUCUGGCGAUGUCAUUGCUGCAUGGCACACCGUUUCGUAUGACCCGGCUACCGGCGACUACGUCAACCGAGACGGUCAGACACAGUACUUCAAAUACAAGGACGAUGAACUCGCUUUCGUCGAAGAAGUCCGCAUCAUCGGCGCCGAGGAUGGAGCACAGCCUUGCCAGAAACUCAGUAUCAAACUACGCAUUCCUCGAUCUCCUGUUGUUGGUGACAAGUUCUCGUCCAGACAUGGACAGAAGGGUGUCGUCAGUCAAAAAUUCCCCACGCCAGACAUGCCAUUCUCCGAAAGUGGUAUGCAGCCCGACGUCAUUAUCAACCCUCACGCUUUCCCCUCGCGAAUGACAAUCGGCAUGUUCGUCGAGUCGCUAGCUGGAAAGUCUGGAGCGCUUCACGGCAUGGCACAGGAUUCGACGCCCUUCCGCUUUGAUGAGCAGAACACGGCUGUCGACUACUUCGGUCAUCAGCUAUCGAAAGCGGGUUACAAUUACUACGGCAACGAGCCUAUGUACUCGGGUAUCACUGGACAGGAAUUGCACGCAGACAUCUACAUUGGCGUCGUUUACUACCAACGUCUACGACACAUGGUCAACGACAAGUUCCAAGCCAGAACUACUGGUCCCGUGGUAUCCACGACAGGACAGCCCAUCAAGGGAAGAAGCAAGGGAGGUGGUAUCCGUGUCGGAGAGAUGGAACGCGAUUCUCUACUUGCCCACGGCACAGCCUUCCUUCUUCAAGACCGCUUGAUGAACUGCUCCGAUUACACCAAAGCAGCCAUCUGCCGUACCUGCGGCUCUUUCCUCAGCACAACUCCUACCGUCAACGAGUACGGCCGCAAAAAGGACAGGAGCGGCAAGGACAUUACGAUCCGCUGCAGGAGGUGUGCCGUGUUGGCCGACAACAACAGCAGCAAGGCCGAUCUGUGGAUGGAUGCACAGGGUCUGCGAUACUCUGGCGGCGAAGACGUUGCCGUGGUCGCGGUCCCUGGUGUGCUCAAGUUCCUUGAUAUUGAGUUGGCCAGCAUGGGUGUCAGACUCAAGUUCAACGUCGGGCCAUGA